Molecule: messenger RNA, 2411 nt
Organism: Lineus longissimus
Lineage: Eukaryota; Metazoa; Nemertea; Pilidiophora; Heteronemertea; Lineidae
Product: sphingosine-1-phosphate lyase 1-like
Exons: 14
Coding region: 175-1788 (537 amino acids)
Biological process (GO): carboxylic acid metabolic process; sphingolipid catabolic process
Cellular component (GO): endoplasmic reticulum
Molecular function (GO): pyridoxal phosphate binding; sphinganine-1-phosphate aldolase activity
Source: RefSeq, a predicted model, not a curated record
AACUGAACUCAAAGUCAAGUGAAGUCUUGAAAGUGUACUGCUCGUUUACAAAAACAAUCCCCUAACUAACAAUGUAUACAAGAUUUUACCAGAAGUCAAAGGGACUUUCUGGAUUCCAAGUUCGUCUUCCCCCACAACUGGGAGCCAAUAGUUGUACACCUGGACCAAGCCAGGAUGUACAUCAACGGGAAAUGCGCCCAACUGGAGGCAUGGCAGGUCAUCUGCUACACACUGGGCAUCACACUGGUGCUGGUCUGGCUCAGGGAUCUCAUAUUUCAGGAGGAAAGCAUAUUCAAGAGAUUUAAGAAAGGUUUCUUCCGCUUUAUUCGUAGACUUCCUAUCAUCAAGGAAAAGGUUGCCGCAGAAAUACACAAGGCUACAAGCGGGGUAGAAGAACAAUUUGAAAAGAGUGUAAAAGGUCUUCCAUAUGUCAAGGAGCUGCCAAAGACCGGCAUGCCAGAGGAGCAAGUGAUGAAAAUGGUGCAGCAAUACAAAACACUUGUUGAUAUUCAUGCCGAGGAUGGUAAAGUCUCUGGUGCUGUUUAUAAAGCCAAUAACCCAGCAUUACUCAAUCUUGUAACAAAGGUCUACAAUGCGUAUGCAUACUCUAACCCCCUCCAUCCGGAUCUCUUUCCCGAUGUUAGAAAAAUGGAGGCAGAGAUAAUACGAAUGACUUGUGGUAUGUUUAAUGGUGACUCAGAAGCCUGUGGAACACUCACCUCCGGAGGAACAGAAAGUAUCAUGUUAGCAUGCAAAGCCUACAGAAACCGAGCCUAUGACAACGGUAUCAGAUUCCCAGAGAUGAUCGUACCGCUUACAGGUCAUGCCGCUUUCGAUAAAGCGGCGUUUUAUUUCCGUAUCAAGAUCGUCCACAUUCCUAUUGACCCCAAGACAUUUAAAGCAGAUGUUAAAGCAAUGAAGAGGGCCAUUAAUGGAAAUACUUGCAUGCUUGUUGGAUCAGGACCUGGUUACCCCCAUGGAGUUAUUGACCCCAUUGAAGACAUUGCCAAGCUCGGCAAGAAGUACAACAUUCCUGUCCAUGUAGACUGCUGUCUUGGUGGAUUUGUUGUGCCCUUCAUGGAAAAAGUUGGCUUUCCCAUUGCCCGUUUUGACUUCCGGCUCCCAGGUGUGACCAGUAUAUCAGCGGAUACUCAUAAGUAUGGUUUUGCUCCUAAGGGGUCAUCUGUUGUCAUGUACAAAAACAAAGACUACCGGAGGUUUCAGUUUUUCAUGGCCCCAGAUUGGCAAGGUGGUAUCUAUGCCACAGCCACCUUUGCAGGGAGUCGAGCUGGUGCUAAUGUAGCUACAUGUUGGGCGACUAUGAUGUACAUUGGGGAGAGUGGUUACCUUGAAUACACUCGUAGACUCAUUGAGACGGCCAGAUACAUAGAAAAAGGACUGAAGGAAAUCAAAGGGCUCUACAUCAUGGGGGAGCCUGAGGUCACUGUGAUUGCAUUUGCCUCUCUUGAUUUCAACAUCUUCCGUCUAAAUGAUAUGAUGGGUGAGAGAGGCUGGCACCUAAACCCGCUGCAAUUCCCUAGCGGUCUCCACAUCUGUGUCACGCUCCCCAUCACAGAACCCGGCGCGGCUGACCGCUUCUUGAGUGACGUCCGUGAGUGUACGGCUGUGAUCAUGCUGGAUCCCAACGCCAAAGUUGGUGGAAUGGCUGCCCUCUACGGUAUGGCGCAGUCAAUCCCUGACCGCAACAUGGUAGCAGAGCUGGCUGGAGGAUACCUUGAUGCCACUUACAGUACUGGAACCAGCCUCCCCAAUGGAACACACAAGUAGACAGAACAAACACUGUGAUAUGCUCUAGGGCAUUCAUAAUUUUAUUUUGUAUCAAAUUAGUUCAAGAUUUUAUCAUAAUUAUUAUGUGUCAAAGAAAACGAAAUACCUAUUCUAUAAAGGCUGAAAUGAGGGGUUUUCGUUGUACCCUUUAUUCAUGUGUUGAUAAGGAUGGAGUCCUUAAUCUUAUGACGUAAAAGCGUUAUUUUGUUUACUUCCUUUGUUAGUAUUCGAUGUAAUUAUGAAAGAUACUAAACAUCAACAAAACCAACCCGUCCAAUUUAGUUCAAAUAAAUUUUUUCAUUCAACUCUAUAUUCAACUGAUAUUGGGGUUAACAAUAACUGAAACAUAAUAAACUCUAUAGGUAGAAAUAUUUGUCACCUCUUAAUGGUCAGUUUAUUAUUAGAACAGUUGGGUUAAUAUUUUGCAAUUGUAUAUAAAAUGAGCAUUUUAUUAUGUACUGUGUUAACAUGUUUAACGGGUACCUCCACUGGUUUAAACAUGUUGCCACAGCAUCAUUCCAAAUCAUAAUUUGUGUGUAAAAUCUCCUUUAUAUCAAGAUUUUGUGUGACGUCUAUCUCGUAGUAAAAUGGUGUAUUAUCUUAAUUCACUAUCAUGCCAAAAU